This is a messenger RNA of Cordyceps fumosorosea ARSEF 2679, 1500 nucleotides long. RefSeq names its product phosphotransferase enzyme family protein. The record is from RefSeq and is a predicted model, not a curated record. The coding region runs from base 1 to 1500 and encodes 499 amino acids. The transcript is spliced from 2 exons. NCBI's taxonomy places the organism in Eukaryota, Fungi, Ascomycota, Sordariomycetes, Hypocreales, Cordycipitaceae.
AUGGGCCGACUCCCGCAAUUCAAUGAUGUCUCCGUAGCGGCCCGCGUCCAGACAGAGCGGCUGCGCUUCAUCGCCAGCAUUAAAGACGCCGACGUUCUGCGCCUGGCGACGUCGCAGCACUCGUCGAAACAUCCUUGCACAUUCUUUCGGCCUGCGAUUCAUGGCAGCUAUAAUGUAUGCUAUUUUGUCAAGUUCCCAACAACGGGUGAGAGGUGGACGGUCCGGAUACCGAUCCGCCCGUGUCUGGCUCAUGGCGGCCGCUCCAAGCUGGCCUCGGAAGUGACGACUAUGAACUUCUUGAAGGCACAUGCAGAUAUCCCGAUACCGACCAUCCGCGCCCAUAGCCUAGACGGCACAAACAGUCCCCUCUCGAGAUACCUAAUACUGGACUACAUGGAGGGUACUCAAUUGAGCUCCGUUAACAUACAGUUGCUCGACAAGGAAAAGAGGAACCAAUUAUAUCUGUCGCUGGCGAAGAUUCUUGUUCAACUCCGAAGACUCACAUUCCCGUCCUUUGGCAGACUAUAUCUCGCGGGCGGCGACGAGCUCCGUGUCGCCAACGAGAUCGUGACCAAGGACAUUAAUAUACAAGAACUGGAAGACCUUGAUCCUCGGCGCAUACAACGGCAAUGCUACGGCGAGCGUGAUUUCUUACCGACCGCCUCUCAUUACAUGGAGACGCUCAUGCGCACGGCAUACAACGCCUUCUUCAAAGGCGCCGACAGCGUCGACCCAGACAUGAUCGACAGCAGCCUUUACCACCUGGAUCUCUUUCGGCAGCACGCCGCCUUGUGGGCCGACCCCAAGAUCUCCCCCGUCCAGUUCGUCCUCAGCCACGGUGACCUCUCCCCCGAAAACAUCCUCGUCGACGAGCAGACCAUGGCCGUCACGGCCGUCCUGGACUGGGGAUGGAGCCGGGUCGUGCCAGUGCAGCUGCUCACGCCGCCGCUGUGGCUGGGAGGCGCCGACGACGUCGCGUUGCUCGCCUGGCGGCACGCGUACGACGGCUACGUCGCGCGGGACCUGGGCGACUUCCUGGCCGUCGUCCGGGCGGAGGAGCGCCGCAAGUACCGGAGCAGCGUGCUGGCGGACCAGUGGGACCGGGGCAGGCACGAUGGCGGGUUCCUGAUCGCGCACGCGCUGGAGAGCUGGCGCGACAUGGACGCGGUGGCGUUUCGGUACCUGAACAUGCGGCACUACGGCGGCACGGCGGACCUGGAGGCCCGCGUGGCACGGUUUUUGGAGGACGAUCCGCUGCGCGGGCUGGUGGUAGACAUGAAGGCGCGGCAGGCCAGAAGAGGAGAGGAGGAGGGUGUUGAGGAGGGGGAGGGGGGGAGGCACGAGGGAGGGAGAACAAUGUCGGUGGGGAGUAGGGCUGUGAGCAAGUUGUGGCCGAGCCGGUCGGCACUUCAAGGGAGCAUGAUGAUCAUCACCACGGGCGUGGGCUACGGGCUCUGGCGCCUGGCUCUUGCUUCGGCUCGGCGGCCACCAAGGAUAUAG